GAAACAAAUAUGGCGGCCAUCGGACGAAAGGUUUUUGAUAAAAUAUCAUAUCAUUUGAAAAAUGGACAUAAUGUGAAGUUUGUUAGAAAUGUUUCCAACCCAGGAACAUUUAAGUAUUCUGACUUAGAAAUUACAACGACAACCAAUCCACAAGAGAAACCUACACCAGAAAAAUUAUUAUUUGGACAUCACUUUACUGACCAUAUGCUACAUGUAGAGUGGUCUAUAAACAAAGGUUGGGGUAAACCUCACAUAGGUCCUUUACAAAAUAUCUCUUUACACCCUGCCGCUAAAGUUCUUCAUUAUGGAGCAGAGCUUUUUGAAGGAAUGAAAGCCUAUAAGGGUAUUGAUGAAAAAAUUCGACUCUUCCGACCAAUGGAGAACAUGAAGCGUAUGAACAAAACAGCCGAACGAUGUGCUCUACCGACAUUUGAUGGAACAGAAUUGGUCAAAUGCAUAAAAAAGUUGUUAUCAGUUGAUGCUGAUUGGGUACCUACCACACAAAACAGUUCUCUGUAUAUACGACCUACACUUAUUGGUAAUGAUCCAACACUAGGAGUAAGUUUAUCUCACAAUGCCAUGUUAUUUGUUAUCUUGGGGCCUGUUGGAUCUUAUUUUACCACAGGUUUGGACCCAAUAACCCUGUUUGCUGACCCGAAGUAUGUUCGUGCAUGGCCUGGAGGUUGUGGAAGUUAUAAAAUGGGAUCAAAUUAUGCACCAACUGUUCAAGUACAAGCUAAAGCUGUAGAAGCAAAUUGUCAUCAAGUUUUAUGGUUAUUUGGUGAUGAUCAUCAAUUAACAGAGGUGGGAACAAUGAAUAUAUUUAUGUAUUGGACCAAUGAACAAGGUGAAGAUGAACUGAUUACUCAUCCAUUGGAUGGUUUGGUAUUACCAGGAAUAACAAGGUCAUCACUCAUCAAAGUUGCAGAGAAAUGGGGUGAGUUUAAGGUAACAGAGAAACCAUAUACAAUGAAACAAGUGAUAAAAGCAUUAAAAGAAAAUAGGAUAAAAGAGAUAUUUGGUGCUGGCACAGCCUGUGUUGUAUGUCCUGUUAAAGAGAUUUUAUAUAAAGGUGAACUAUUAAAUAUACCCGCUGUAGGUGAACCUAAGUUAUCAAUGAGAUUUUAUGACGAACUGACUGAUAUACAGCUUGGUAAAAAAGAGAGUGAAUGGACUGAAUUAAUUUAAGUAGAAGAAAAAAGAUAAUGAAGAUUAGUGCAUUUUGAAAUAAACACCUCAAAUGAGCGUUUUUAAAUGUUUUUCUGGUUCUUGCAUUAUUUGUUCACUCUUAUUGGAAUAAUGGUUUGGGUUUUAACUGACAAUUUUAAUACCAGAAAAUUUCUAGAUUUUGAUGAUUGUUUUGCGAGGUGGGAAAAUAAGCUAUAUUGAUUAAAUAGAACUAAUUAUUUUGUAUGAGGUUUUAAACUGUGAUAAAUGUAUUAUUACAAAAAAUAUUUACUAUGUGAUUUUAAUAACAUUAUCUCAUUUAUUGCUGUUUGAUUGAAUCAUGAUUUUUGCAAGUUUGUUUCAAGAGAAAUCAUAAGCAUAUGGGAUGCUUUAUGUUUGGAAAGUCUCUAAAAUCUAUAGAUAUUCCCCAAAUUUAUCACAUUUUAUGGAAAUAUGUCCAAUUAUUGCCUGAAUAUAACUUAUUCUAUCUUGAAAAUGACAUGUUUUGUUUACAAAAUAUGGCUUGACACAUUUGGGAAUGCUGUAACACCCCACAAUCCCCUGCUAUGUUAUAAUGAUAUAAUAAGUUUGUAUAAUAUAAGAUUAUAAUUGCAAUUAUCAUUCUGAUUUUAUACAAACUCAUUAUUAACAUAAAGUUCAGGUUUUUCUGGCAGGAUGGAUUUAUUGUGACUGUCCAAAAAAGUUAUUUUUAGAAAAUAGUCAAAGCUAUAGAGUUGGUCUAAUACUGUAGUUUUAAAUCUUAUUUUUGAUAGAACUGGUAAAUGGCGAAUGGAACGUAUUGAAGUGAUUUUUGGAUAAAUGAGUGACAUAUACAUUUUUAUCCGAAUAUACAGAAAUUCCGAAAACAUUUUUCACAAUUGUUUUUUUUACAUAAUUUUGUAAUGUAUUAUACAAUGGAUUUAGUAAAUGGUAUAAAUCUCUAUUAACCCAAAAUAUAUUUGAUGUUACAGUUUGAGUUCCACUAUCAGUUUCAUUUUUAUGUACUUUUUUUUUGUUGUGAUACUGUCUCAGGAUCUUAUUUAGGUGUUAAUUGAGCCAACUUGUUUAAUUUUAUAAAGUUCUAAAAUGACAAAUGCCACAAAUGACAUGUAUAUUUCUAUCUAUCUCUUUGUGUAGAAAGAUAAAUUAUUAGCAUUUAUGGAAUAAAUGAUAGAUUGUACUUUUUUGUAAAAUAUAGGAAAAAGAUAAAAGUAUUGGUAUGUUCUUUUAUAUUACAUAGAAUCAAAAUGUUUUCUAAUAUUUAUUUUAUACUCUAAAAUCUCUAAUUUUAAUUUUAACAAACUGUGGGUAUAAUGAGAAUCUCUUCUAAUAAUCCUUUGUGAUAAAACAAAUCCUAAUGAUCAAAAUGUAGACCGGUUAUAUGAAUUAUGUUUAUUUUUAAUAUGUUAAUAGAACUUGCAUAUCUAUUUUGUUGACAAUAGUUUUGUAUUUUCAUUUACCCUAUAUGUAUUGCAAAGCUGAAUUUUAUACUUAAAAUUGUGAAAUCUGAUAUUCAUUCCACUACAACCUGUAAUCUAUUUAAAUAUUGUUCCUUACGAUCUGAUUAAUUUAUUGCUGGACUUUUUAAAUCUUAAAUAUUCAUAUUCUAUUUUACUUUCAUAGAAACAAUUUCCUUUUAGUUUUUUAGUAAUACUUAUAGAAAAGGUGGUUUUAAUUUACAAAUACUGUCAUGUAGGAAAUCUUUGUGUGUAUGAAAAGACAGAAAGACAUUUAAGUACCAUACUGGAGGGUUGUAAUAUUUAUAUGAUUACAGGCUAAAUAUCUGUUAAUGACAAAACUAUUUUGUAGCAAGUAAAAAGUGAACUUUGGAACAUUUAAUGAUUUAUACCAUAAAGGUUUCUUGCUUUACAGUAGUUGAUUGUUAAUCUUUGCAUGAUACAUUAAUAUAUAAAACUAGAAAGAGACAAUACAUUAAUAUACUGUAAACUAGAUAUAGAUAUAUAUUUUAUAAAAUAAUACCAGAUGA
Molecule: messenger RNA, 3154 nt
Organism: Patella vulgata (common limpet)
Lineage: Eukaryota; Metazoa; Mollusca; Gastropoda; Patellidae
Product: branched-chain-amino-acid aminotransferase, cytosolic
Exons: 10
Coding region: 10-1188 (392 amino acids)
Biological process (GO): L-valine biosynthetic process; L-leucine biosynthetic process
Cellular component (GO): mitochondrion
Molecular function (GO): branched-chain-amino-acid:2-oxoglutarate transaminase activity
Source: RefSeq, a predicted model, not a curated record